AUAAAUAAAACAAGCGUGAGUAGAACUUCUCUAUAAAUUCAAACUACAAAGUGAGUACGAAAUGUUGUACUCCGUUAUAUCUUAUUUAAGAACUUUUCUUUUUAAUUUGUCAAGUUACUUUUUUGAAGGAAGAAUAUAUACGAUCCGUCCUUGUGUCAAGACGAAGAAAUGUCAAUGUCAAGAUUUAAAAACAUUUUCAAAAUUACUUUUCGUUAUUUUCGCAUAUUUAAUGCCUCGAUGCGUAAAAAAUAGGCUUUUGUAUAAAAUAUUAUACUUUUAGAUGUUGACUUUAAUUAUAGUAUUGGCAGCGGUAAUCUCGGCUCUUCAUCUUAGAACUCUUAUGAGUUCAGAAGAUCGGGAGCACCUCCUUACUAAGCAGGAGGUGAACGGUGCUGCAUGGGGCGUCGGCAAGAUGUGGAACAAUCUCAUGGAACAAUACGGUCUGCCGUUAGCACAGUAUUGUGUCAGUGUAGCAUAUUCCAUUUAUCUUCGACUCACGUUCAUCAAUGUGACAAUAUUCAUUCUCAAGUAUGUGCCCACGGCAUUUUACAUGUAUAGAUUUAUACGAGACAUGUACGUAACGUCUCGUGAGAGGAUAAAGCAAAAGCAGAUCGAAAUGGAAGAUAUCCAACUCCAGAUUCAGAUAGUGAACACGAAGCUGUGCGUGCGGGACGCGGAGUUCACGGAGCGGGCGGAGCAGCUGCGGCGCGGCGCGGAGCGGCUGCGGCGGGUGCGCGCGCGCGUGCGGGACGUGAUCGCGGCGGACGAGGCGCUGCGACGCGCGCUCGACAGCGCCGCCACCUGGGACGCCGACCACGACCUGCACGUGCACUCCCCGCCGCAGGAGGAAGACCGGGAAUUCAUAGUGGAAUUAUUAAAGGAGUUGAAGUACGACCAUGUCCCGUUCCCCGAGAGGCAAUCGGAGAAGAUGGAAUGCGGAGAGCACGCGCAGACGGACCCCAACACGCCGGAGAACAGCGUGUAUUCCUCCCUCAGCGACGUCGACGUCAGACAAGACUGUCGCGUCAAGAUAGUCAAAGUAACUAAUGUGUAUAAAGUCGCCUAUCUUAAGCAUUACAUCAAGCAGAAGAGACUGCGAAGAGCCACUAAGCAAGCAUUAUUGAAGAAGAAAAUGGAGAGCAUAAAGAAACUAUUAGAAGACUGGCAGAAAACUCUAAACAUGGUGAUAAACAGUAAGCUGACUAUACUGAACAUAGAUCCUCAUCCCAUGGACGUAGCCUCGCAAGAUGCUAUGGGAGACUACUCGAAACCGCGCGAAUCUUCAGACUCCGACAGUGAUUUUAGAAACAGUUGUUCUGAUAUGUGGUGUGACGAAUACAGUUUCAGCUGGGCCCAGAAUCCGUACAAGCCAUAUUCAUCAAAUUAUGAGGAUAUUUCCGAACUACCCAGGGAGUACGACGCUCAAGACUUCGGUGACGUGAAGUACUCCAGUCAACCAAGCCCCAAAAUGAUAUCGAUUAUCGAGGAGACCAACAGUCAGAUUGCCAUCGAAGAGAUCAAGAGUGAGUUUGGCGACGACUACGAUUGCCGUGACCUUAUCGUGCUAUAAUAUAACACUUUUAUAACUAUUUUUAUUGCAUACAUUGUGUCAGUGAA
Messenger RNA from Trichoplusia ni (cabbage looper), 1617 nucleotides. RefSeq lists its product as uncharacterized. The coding region runs from base 281 to 1570 and encodes 429 amino acids. Lineage: Eukaryota; Metazoa; Arthropoda; Insecta; Lepidoptera; Noctuidae. The transcript is spliced from 6 exons. The record is from RefSeq and is a predicted model, not a curated record.